This is a messenger RNA of Penicillium maclennaniae, 1659 nucleotides long. Its product is annotated as FAD-binding oxidoreductase. NCBI's taxonomy places the organism in Eukaryota, Fungi, Ascomycota, Eurotiomycetes, Eurotiales, Aspergillaceae. Bases 1 to 1659 code for a protein of 552 amino acids. The record is from RefSeq and is a predicted model, not a curated record. Gene Ontology annotation, molecular function: FAD binding; D-lactate dehydrogenase (NAD+) activity; D-lactate dehydrogenase (cytochrome) activity. Gene Ontology annotation, cellular component: mitochondrion. The transcript is spliced from 4 exons. Gene Ontology annotation, biological process: lactate catabolic process.
AUGCCCCAGUGCCGACCCCGGAUCCCACAAUACCUAAGUGUCCAGGCAAGCAUAGCGGUUCGAACGAAUACUACUUCCAGUAGAAACAACAGCCAGAGUCAAAAUAGCUCCUCGAGCUUCAAUUCCGAUUCCGCACUCUUCUGGACACCCGCCAAAAGUCUCCUGGUCUCCGCAGUCGCUGCGGGGUUGGGCUAUGGCUACGCCACGUAUAAUCAGACACCGCAGGCGCCCAAGAAAGUGCAAUAUGGCUCAAUGAAGGACUUCGAGAAGGCCAUUGCGGAAUUGCGCGCCAAACUCGGCGAUGACACAAUCUCGACCGACGAAGAUGAACUUCAGCAUCAUGGAUACUCAGAGUGGUCAAGCCUUAACGCAGAGCGUCUUCCAGUCGCCGUCGCAUAUCCCACGUCCACAGAACAAGUAUCUGAAAUCGCCAAGGUUUGCCAUAAGUAUCGAAUGCCCAUGAUUCCUUACUCCGGUGGCUCAAGCCUGGAGGCCAAUUUCUCCGCCCCAUAUGGCGGUAUGACUAUUGACUUUGCAUUCAUGAACAGGGUCUUGGAGAUCCACGAGGAUGACAUGGAUGUUGUGGUUCAGCCGUCGAUCGGGUGGAUGGAUCUGAACGAGAAGAUCAAAAGUACUGGCCUGUUCUUCCCUGUGGAUCCAGGCCCGACGGCUAUGAUUGGAGGUAUGGUUGGUACGAACUGCAGUGGCACAAAUGCUGUUCGGUAUGGGACGAUGAAGGAUUGGGUAAUUAAUCUCACGGUUGUUCUGGCCGAUGGUCGCGUCAUCAAGACUCGCAGGCGCCCGCGGAAGACUUCUGCAGGGUAUAAUCUGACUGGCAUGUUUGUUGGAUCGGAGGGUACUCUGGGCAUUGUGACUGAAGCCACUCUGAAAUUGACUAAUAUUCCCGAGGAUACUCGUGUCGGUGUCGUUGCAUUUCCCAAUAUUCGUGACGCAGCAUCGACUGCCAUGCAGUUGAUUAAGAAGGGUAUUCCUGUGCAGUGCAUGGAGAUUAUGGAUGAAGUGCAAAUGGAUGUCAUCAACCGGGCUGGUGGUACUAAGCGGACCUGGGCAGUGUCUCCCCAUCUGUUCUUCAAGUUCUCUGGUACAAGGGCUGGCGUCGCAGAUAGCGUGAACCUGACGACGAAGCUUGCAAAGAGCAAUAACGCGGAUGCCUUUGAAUUUGCCAAGAGUGAACAGGAGGCUCAUGACCUGUGGUCGGCCAGAAAGCAGUCACUGUGGAGUAUGAUGUCUCUGCGCAAGGAAGGCUCCGAGGUUUGGUCAACCGAUGUGGCCGUCCCCAUCUCGCGAUUGCCCGAUAUUAUUGAAAAAUCCAAGGAGGAAUUGGAGAGUCUCGGAAUGUUCGCUAGCAUUCUGGGGCACAUUGGCGAUGGUAACUUCCACGCAAGCAUCAUGUAUGAUCGCAAGGAUCCUGAAGAGCGUGAGCGAGUCGAGAAGGUGGUCUAUGACAUGGUGGACCGCGCUCUUGAAAUGGACGGGUCAUGCACGGGUGAACACGGUGUCGGCCUGGGUAAGAAGGGUUCACUGAAGAAAGAGCUGGGUCCGGAGACCAUCGAUGUCAUGCGCAGUAUUAAGCGAUCUCUUGAUCCUCACUGGCUGUUGAACCCUGGCAAGAUCUUUGAUUUUGAAAAGGAUGCUUGA